Messenger RNA from Protopolystoma xenopodis, 594 nucleotides. The record is from the annotation of a GenBank genome assembly. Lineage: Eukaryota; Metazoa; Platyhelminthes; Monogenea; Polystomatidea; Polystomatidae.
UUACCGACGGAUAAGUUAACAGGUGCGCAUCUUGAUUGCCACGGCGACCAAUUACCGACAGCUUUUCGCAUUUUGGACCCAUUCACACCUCAACGUCUCAGGGACUCUAGCGCCUACUCGCCUCUCAUUGGUGGAUAUUGCAUUUUUCCCACUGCCCUCAUUGCAGAGUGUGUGCAUAGUCCAAUUUCUCUUCCCAUCCAGACUUUCUCUCUCGCCUGCUCGAGCGCCCAUAAAUGCUCUGGCCUUCUUCCACCUUUUGCGUCCAUACCUUCUAUUCACUUUGUGUACCCUACUGCCUCUUUUCAGAACCAGUCUGAGCCAUUUCCUCGCUUGUCCUACAGCCAACUGGCAAGCGCUGCCCCGAGGUCAGCGACUUGUAGAGAGAGAGUUAAUUUGGAGACAAAGUGUACCCACGACCGUGUACACCAACAUUGGUUGAACGGCCCUAUCCGGCCUGUCCGUGUAUCCGUCCCAUUCGACUCGUCUGCCCGCGCCAGACUGCGAAAAAGAUGUCAUGUAGCUGCAAAAAUGACGACUCAAGUGGUCCCGGUUACGCGGUUACGCGAAUAUUUGUACACUCUGGCCGGACGUUGA